Molecule: messenger RNA, 4774 nt
Organism: Pecten maximus
Lineage: Eukaryota; Metazoa; Mollusca; Bivalvia; Pectinida; Pectinidae
Product: transmembrane 9 superfamily member 1-like
Exons: 15
Coding region: 17-1771 (584 amino acids)
Biological process (GO): protein localization to membrane
Cellular component (GO): membrane
Source: RefSeq, a predicted model, not a curated record
UGUACAUCAAACAAACAUGGCGACCACAGUCUUGGUUGUUGCGUUGGCAUUCGUGUAUUUGGCGGAUGCUACUAACUUUAAAGAUGGUGAAAAGGUGUUGAUGUAUGUAAAUAAAGUUGGACCAUACUUUAACCCACACGAGACAUAUCACUACUACCAACUUCCAGUAUGCAGGCCAAAAAAGAUUGAACACAAGAGUCUGACACUAGGAGAAGUAUUGGAUGGAGACCGCAUGGCUUUGUCUAUGUAUGACUUAGCAUUCAAACAAAAUGCUGAUAAGAAAGAGCUUUGUAAAGUUGCCUACACAGAGGAUGAACUUCAACUUCUCCGGGAUGCCAUUGAAGAUAUGUACUACUUCGAGUUCGUUAUUGAUGACAUCCCAGUACGAGGGUUCAUAGGUCACCUAGAGGAGGGUGGGUAUCUACCCCACACUCACAAGAUAUACCUGUGGGCCCACCUCAACUUUAAUAUAGAAUACAACGGUGAUCAGAUCAUUUAUGCGAAUGUGACGACAAAGGAACAAGCACCUGUUGGACUUGACUCGGUCACAGCUCCAUUUGAGGUGGCAUUUACUUACAGUGUCAAGUGGCACAAAACUGAAAUGAAAUACGAAGAAAGAGGAAAACGUGUCCGAGACAACAGCUUCUUUCCUAAGACACUGGAGAUCCACUGGCUGUCCAUCAUCAACUCCAUGGUACUGGUGUUCCUGCUGAUUGGUUUUGUUGUCAUUAUACUGACUAGGGUGCUGAAGAGUGACUUUGCCAGGUACAAUGUGGACGAGGAGGAAAGCGAUGAUUUGGAUAAUGACGACAACGGCUGGAAAAUCAUCCACAGUGAUGUUUUCAGGUUUCCCAGUUUAAAAAGUCUCUUCUGCGCUAUCCUAGGUGUGGGGACACAGUUUUUAGCUCUAGCCACAGGGAUUAUGAUGAUGGCUAUGCUUGGGAUGUUCAAUGUCCACAGACACGGUGCUAUCAACUCGGCUGGAAUCAUACUCUUCGCAUUCACUUCAUGUAUCGCUGGAUAUGUAGCAGCCAACAUGUACAGGAAACUAGGGGGAGAUAACUGGGUUUGGAAUAUCAACCUUACAUCUUGUUUAUUUGCCGCACCCUUCUUCUUUGUGUGGGCAGUUGUGAACUCUGUUGCCUGGGGUUACGGUACAACGCAGGCGUUACCGUGGACAACAAUUGUGUUACUUAUGUGUUUAUGGUUGUUUGUUGGCUACCCCCUCACUGUAUUAGGAGGGAUUUUCGGUAAAAACUGGGCCAAUGGAUUUGACGCCCCAUGCAGAACAAAAAAUAUAUCACGAGAGAUUCCACCGGUACCUUGGUAUAGGUCAUCAUUUGCCCAUUGUGUUGUGGGUGGAUUCCUGCCCUUCAGUGCAAUUUCUGUGGAGCUGUACUAUAUCUUUGCCACACUCUGGGGUCGAGAGCAGUACACACUGUACGGAAUCUUAUUUAUAGUGUACGGGAUACUGCUGAGCGUUACAGCCUGUAUCUCCGUGGCCCUAACCUACUUCCAGUUGUCAGCCGAGGACUACAGGUGGUGGUGGCGAUCCAUCUUCAGUGCCGGAUCGACAGGCAUCUUUGUGUUCCUGUACGCCACAUUUUACUACUUCAAACGCUCCAACAUGUCCGGUGCCUUGCAGACUCUGGAGUUCUUCGGCUAUACUGCACUCAGCUGCUACGUUUUCUUCCUCAUGCUUGGAACUGUGUCCUUCUUUGCUUCUCUCAAUUUUGUACGAUAUAUUUAUGUCAACCUUAAAAUGGAUUGAUCACGCAACCAUCGUCAGUUGUUAUAUCAUUGUUAAGACAGAAAUAUUAAUCCUGAAUAAUUGAUUUGAAUUUGUUUUCAUUAUCUUAACUCUAUUAGCAUAUUUUGGUGUCAUAUUUUAGCUUCAAGUCAUUUCUGUUUGGUUUAACAUUUAAUAUGGUAUGACCUCCAUUUAUUUUAAUUAUUGUGCACAGGAUUCAAAAGAAAAAACUGUUAACAUCAUAAAAUCUUCGAAAAGUAUGAAAUAUGUAGAAUCUUAAGGAAAUAAAUUUUAUAUCAUAAUUCAUAUUUUAUUUAAUCAAAAAAAAAAUAUUUGAGGUUUUGUUAUUUUCUUGUUAUUCAUUAAAGAUUGUAAAAUAAUCAACUAUUUUUGCAUCCAUUUUGUAGAAUAUAUAUGAAUCGCUGUAUGUGAAUUUAUUUUAUUUACAUAUGACUGCCUGUCCGAGAGUUUGAGCCUGAUGCUGGAAGACAGUUUCAUGCAUUUAUUAAAUACUGGUUGAAGAUUCCGCAUUAUCGCAACUUUCUAUUUUAGUAUUUUGAAACAUUGUAAGGAAUUUUUAAAAGUCUCCCUAUAAGAGUUGCAUCUUUUGUUACAAAUUUCAAUUUGAUAAAUAGGUUAACGUUAUAUUUGGUUUUAAAACUUCUUUAUGGAGACUAGCUAUAUUUGGAUUUAAUGGGGUUUUUUGGGGUUUUUUUUUUACAUUUCAUUCACAGGAAUGCUUUCAGAUGUUAGAAAUCAAUUUGCUUUCUGUAUAGAAAAGUUUGAUCUACUAGUUUAGGGUUUUGUUUAAUAAAGCAUAAAUUUAAUUGUCAAUUCUUGUCUGGGGUCGUUUAUCACAUACUUUUUCACCUUAAAACUGCUGUCAGUUUCAUGCCAUGUGUAGGCAAUAAUUUUAUACCCCUGGUAUUGCUUGCAGAUUUAUUGGUUAAGGUCAAACUUAGCAAUAAUGUUUGAGAGGUGUCUGUCUCUCUAUAAGGUCUUAUUUUUGGGUAGAACAGCUUACAUAUAUACAGAUGUAUAUAUUUGGGGACUAGAAUUAUGCUAUUGGGUCCGUGUCAUGCUAGAAUGAAGGACAAAUUUGUUUACAUGAAUGACCUUGACCCUCUUUAAGGUUGCAAGGAUCAUCUUUUUAAGACACUUUUGAAUGAUAAUACAAGGUCAUGAUAGAUUACUUGUACAUGAAAGGAUAGAAAGUUUGGAACCCUCAUGGUUGACCUUGAGAGUUUUACCUUGCCAACAUAAAGGUCACACAAAACAGGUGAUGGAUACAGGCCCACUGAGCCUCUAUUUAUCAUUUUGGAAUUUUAUGUAAAAACUAGCUAACAUUUCUGUAUAUUUAUGAUUAACUGUGAAUGUUUCACAGUGAAUUUGAUAUUGUUUGUUUUAGGAAAACAUGAAAUAACUUUAAAUCACUUUUGACAUAAAUCACAAGUCACAUAAAUUUUAUCAUAAAUUACUGACUUGUAAUAUACAUAUGUGUUGAAUUUUGUUACUAGGAGAUGUUAGGAAACUCUACAUUGGACCAGAAUCUCUACACCGAGUCCAUAGCAACACUGGUUUAUCUUAACUAAUCCUAACUCCGGACUUUGUCAGUUUCAGACAUACACAAUACUAAAUACACUCCUGUACAUUACUGUCAUGUAUACCUGCCUCAAGUGUGAUGUCCUAGUUUCUGGCCUCUUAUUAAUUACGAGAUGUGUAUGUUGUAGUAGCUACUUGUUACUUUGUAUGUGUGCGCAUGCAUGCAUGUAUGUGUGAGCGCGUGUGCACGUAUGUGUCAAGUUCAACGGCGCUGAGCAGUCGCAAAUGACCAGUUAAUUUAAAUGAAUUUUUCCACUUAAGUUUGUCCAUAGAAAAGACUAAUUGGAAUUAAGAAAUAUAUUUUAGUUAAGGAUAAUUUUUCUGAAAAUUCUUUCCUACUGUAAAUCAUUAGAUUUCGCGAGUACUUUAUUUUGUGACCUCACUUCUUCAGACAUAUUCACGAAUACCUGAUUUCACGAAUGCCUAUUAGGGUCAUGGACUCAGCAAGACUUGUAUAUAGGUAACCAAUAUCUUGACCGCUAUGCAAAGGUGUUAUUUUCAUACAAAUAAUAGCAAAGGAUUUGAAUUCGUGAUCGACUCUCCUCGCAUAUUAACGUGAAAAUAAAUCCCACGCGAAUGUUAAGUGAUUUGUAGUAUUUAAUGUUGAGGAACAUAAACAUCUCUGACUAGAUAGCUCAUUUGGUUAGAGAGGCGAUGUAUAGUUCCGAGGGCCUGGAUCAGAACCUUAGAGAGUCCAUUAGGUUUAAGGCACACUAGAGGCGUGUGAUGUAUGAUAUGUAUGCUGGUUUAGGUCAAGACCUGUUUAUAUACAUUUCAUUUUAAUAGGACGAGGAAAAACAUGGGGCCAGUUGAUUUGGUCUGUAGGCAAGUUGAUAUUGAUGACUAUUUGCCUGAUUGCAAAAUUUCUCAUAUUAUUUACCUUUUCUUCUUUAGUUAUUUAAGAUACGACUAAAUCAGUUUAACUGAACCACUAUAUUUCACCUUUUAGUUAGUACUUUUGAACCCAGACUUUCCCAAAGGAUCAGUGAUAUGCUGAAUGUUUUUUCCUACCCAGCAUUUGAUUUAUCAUUUACAUCAUUCGUAUGUGUGGAUCAAGUGUAACAAACAGGCUUCAGCUAUAAUCAAUAUAAAGUGUUUUUGUUUCUGGCAUAACCAGUAUAAUUAAAGAUGGCUUGGAGUCGCAGGAUACAGUUUCGCACUAAACAUGUGACUAGUUAUUUGUAUAUAGGUCCGUGUUUUCCGGCUCAUCACUUCGUCCUGUGUUCUACUUUUGCUCCUUUAGGCAAAUUAGUCUUUACAUCUUAACAACAACAAAAACACUAUAGUAAUUUGUGCAUUUGUAUCUACCGGAGUGGAUAUGUGUAAAUAGAGCGGGUUACUUACAGUUAUCAUGAUUUUUUUUAUUUAUUUUAAUUUCUGCAUAAUUCUCUGCCAGAGGAAGGUCAGUGUGUACCAGAAAUU